This is a messenger RNA of Lizanozyma spartinae, 1257 nucleotides long. RefSeq lists its product as uncharacterized. The transcript has a single exon. The coding region runs from base 1 to 1257 and encodes 418 amino acids. Gene Ontology annotation, molecular function: D-serine ammonia-lyase activity. Lineage: Eukaryota; Fungi; Ascomycota; Pichiomycetes; Serinales; Debaryomycetaceae. The record is from RefSeq and is a predicted model, not a curated record. Gene Ontology annotation, biological process: D-serine catabolic process.
AUGCGUCACAGCUUCAUAUCUUUCCCGGAUAAGAACGCCCUUUUACAGAGGUACGGCGGUUCCCACGUAGACACCCUUCCUACGCCAAGUGCAAUCAUUGACUAUGGAAGGUUCAAAGACAAUUGUGAUAAGAUGAUCACCAACGCCAAAAGAUUACAGUGCCAUUUCCGUCCACAUAUUAAAACUCACAAGACUGUGGAGGGCACAUUGCUUCAACUUGGUGAUGGUUUCACCGAUCGUGCAAUUGUGUCUACUAUGGCAGAAGCGUGGGGGAUCUUGCCUCUUCUCCAAAAUGGCACCAUUAACACCUUGUUACUCUCCAUGCCAUUGGUUACUUCUUCCAUAGAGGAAUUGAUGGAAUAUUCCGUCAAAUGUGGAUCCAGUAAUAAGUUGGUGAUCUUAGUAGACCAUAUCACCCAAUUGGAUACUUUGCUUGCAUUGGGAGGUCAUUUACCUUGGGAGAUCUACGUCAAGAUAGACUUUGGAUAUCAUCGUGCAGGUCUCUUCAAUAAUACUUUGAGUCUUCGCUCUGUUAUCUCCAAAAUUAUAGACCCAACUAAUAUGCUUCUGUUGUACGGUUUCUAUACCCAUGCUGGUCAGUCGUAUCUGGUUGCUAAUCCUCACGAAGCCCACAAGUUGUUGCUACAAGAGAUUGCCAGUGUUAACGAAGCUGCUGCCUUUGCAGUGGAACAAUUUAAUUACAAUACAGCCUCCAACCGGCCCUUACAACUUUCAGUAGGCGCAACUCCGACAGCACAUGCUUCUAGUAUGUUGGCAUAUUCCAAACUGCAAAUAGAAUCCGAUAUCAAUCAGAAACUCUACGGAGAAUUGGAACUUCAUGCUGGGAACUAUUGCUGUUGUGACUUGCAACAAGUAGCCACUAACUGUUGUGCGACUACCGUGGUAGCAGCAACAGUGCUUGCAGAAAUUGUCUCUAAUUACACUGACGACGGCAGAUACGAUCAAUUGAUCAAUGCUGGAGUAUUGGCACUUUCCAGAGAGAGUGGUCCCUAUGAAGGUUAUGGUCAUCUAUUGAGCAACCAUGACUGGUACGUUGGAAAAUUAAGUCAGGAACACGGAAUUUUAUAUCCGUUCGGACACAAGCAGCAGAUGCAUCAGCCGUUCCUCCCGAUCGGAUCUAAAGUCCGAAUUCUUCCUCAACAUGCUUGUAUAACUUUGGCCUGUCAUCCUUAUUACUUUGUUGUUGAUGAUAAGAAUAUAGUGAUAGACAUUUGGGUCCCUGUUAAGUACUGGUGA